This is a messenger RNA of Epinephelus fuscoguttatus (brown-marbled grouper), 3996 nucleotides long. RefSeq names its product signal peptide, CUB domain, EGF-like 2 (gene scube2). The transcript is spliced from 23 exons. The coding region runs from base 140 to 3205 and encodes 1021 amino acids. Lineage: Eukaryota; Metazoa; Chordata; Actinopteri; Perciformes; Serranidae. The record is from RefSeq and is a predicted model, not a curated record. Gene Ontology annotation, cellular component: cell surface. Gene Ontology annotation, molecular function: calcium ion binding. Gene Ontology annotation, biological process: signal transduction.
UUACUCACUCCUUUCUCUUUUCAAAAGCCCCUUGUGAAGCAGAUUGACAGGCUAGAAUGAAAAUGAGGCGGACGCUCGGUCACGACUUCAGUGCGUACGCGUCCUUUUGAGAAGACCUCUAAACUUGGAUCAUAUCACCAUGGGAGCUAUUUGGGCUGCAAGGGACUUUUGUUUGUUUUUGCUCUUGUUAAAUAGUCGCCAAAGCGCAGCGCUUCCAGAGAUUCGAGCAGACCCAUGUGCAGAGGGAAGUGAUGGCUGUCACAUUGAUGCUAUUUGUCAGACUACCCAAGGCUCGUACAAAUGCACGUGUAGAGCAGGGUUUAAAGGAGACGGAAAACACUGCGAAGACAUUGAUGAAUGCGACCUGGAGUACAAUGGUGGCUGUGUACAUGAGUGCAACAAUAUACCAGGCAAUUACCGCUGCACUUGUCACGACGGAUUCAAUUUGGCACAUGACGGACACAACUGUCUUGAUGUGGAUGAAUGCAAGUUCAACAACGGUGGGUGCCAGCACACUUGUGUCAACACCAUGGGCAGCUAUGAGUGCCGCUGCAAAGAGGGCUUCUUCCUCAGCGACAACCAGCACACAUGCAUCCACCGCUCUGUGGAGGGCCUCAACUGUAUGAAUAAGGAGCACGGCUGCGCCCACAUCUGCAAAGAGACACCCAAAGGAGGUGUGGCUUGCGAGUGUCGUCCAGGGUUCGAGCUGGCCAGGAACCAGAGAGGCUGCAUCUUAACUUGCAACCAUGGCAACGGAGGCUGCCAGCACACCUGCGAGGACACGGAGAAUGGCCCCAUAUGCAGGUGUCACGUUAGGUACACCCUGCAACCCGACAAGAGGUCAUGUGUAGAACGAGAUGAAGCCACCACUGAGUCCGCAGACCACAACGCCACAUCCUUUACUGAGGUGGACAAACGGGUCAAACGAAGACUGUUAAUGGAAACCUGCGCGGUGAACAAUGGGGGGUGUGACUGCACCUGCAAAGACACAUCCACAGGCGUGCGCUGCAGCUGCCCUGUUGGCUUCACACUGCAGCCGGAUGGAAAAACAUGCAAAGAUAUUGAUGAGUGUGAGCAUCACAACGGCGGCUGCGAUCACUUCUGCAGGAACACCAUCGGCAGUUUUGAGUGCAACUGCAGAAAAGGUUUCAAGCUGCUGACGGAUGAACGCUCAUGUCAAGAUAUAGAUGAGUGUUUUUUUGAACGGACAUGUGAUCACACGUGUGUGAACUCCCCCGGUGGUUUUCAAUGUCUGUGCAACAAAGGCUACACCAUGUAUGGGCUGGCCCACUGCGGAGAUAUAAAUGAAUGCAGUGUGAACAAUGGCGGUUGUGAGCAGGGUUGUGAGAACACCCUGGGCGGAUAUGAGUGCUUUUGCCAUCCUGGCUUUAAGCUGCACUGGAACAAAAAGGACUGCAUUGAGGCUGAGGGGUUGCCACCUGCUAAACCCCCCUCUAAACCCACGCUGAACUGCAGUAAGCAAGAGGGAGGGGACCGCUGCUUCCUGACAUGCCAGUCCCAAGUUCAUAUCAGCAGUGGGACGGAGGAUUCCUACACGGUGACCUGUGGAAUGCCUCUGCCCUGCUUGGCUGACGCACAAAAGAACAACAGUGGCUUGCAUUGCUUAGGUCCAGAGAUGUCCAGCGUCCCACGCAUUAAGACCACAGCCACUUUCAGGUCCGGCACGGCAAAAUGCAAUUUAAAACGAAGUCAGGAGAAACUGAAGGAGAGCUUAAACUCAGCACACUCAGAUAGCAGGUUCCUCUUCACUGAAAAUGUCCAGUUCAGCUACGUGAGCCUGCGCUGCACCUCGUCCGGGCAGCGAACGCGCAGCCGCCACGGCAGGAAAGCUGGCGAGGAGGACGGCUCCUCGAUAACAGCUGAGUUUGAGCUGGAUGUGAACCUAGAGGAGGUAACAGCAGAGAGCUGUGACCUGAACUGUGUGCGCCGGCGCUCAGAGAAGAGGCUCAGGAAGACCAUCAGGACCCUCAGGAAGUCCAUCAACCGGGAACAGUUCCACCUCCACUUCGCCGGAUCUGAUUAUGAGCUCGCCAAGAGUCUGGGCAAGCCAGCAGAACUGCCAGGACACUGUUUGGCGGGACAGGUGCUGGUGGGCAGGAAGUGUGUGAGCUGCAGUGCUGGGACCUACUACGAUGGGGAUCAGGGAAGGUGUGUGUUGUGUCCCGCUGGAACGUAUCAGGAUGAGGAGGCACAGAUGUCUUGUGAGGUCUGUCCUGGACCUGAAGGAAGAGAAGUCUCCAAGGUGGUUGGAGCUCGAAACAUGUCAGAGUGUGGAGGUCAGUGUUCACCCGGUCAGUACUCUCAUGACGGCUUCGUCCCCUGCCUGCCUUGUCCACUGGGAACGUACCAGCCAGAGGUGGGACGCACCACCUGCUUCCCUUGUGGAGGAAACCUGGUCACCAAGCGCAGUGGUGCCAUUACCUUCCAGGAGUGUGAGACCAAAGUCCAGUGCUCUCCAGGACAUUACUACAACACCAGCACACACCGCUGCAUCCGCUGUCCCACGGGCACGUAUCAAGGAGAGUUCGGGCAGAACUACUGCGUCGCCUGCCCAGGGAACACCACCACUGACUUCGAUGGCUCUACUAACUUCAUGCAGUGCAAAAACCGACAGUGUGGAGGAGAGCUGGGAGAUUUUACCGGCUUCAUCGAGUCCCCCAACUAUCCUGGGAACUACCCAGCUAAUGUGGAGUGCACCUGGACCAUCAACCCACCACCCAAACGCAGGAUCCUUAUUGUCGUCCCAGAAAUCUUCCUGCCUAUUGAGGACGAGUGCGGCGAUUACUUAGUAAUGAGAAAAAGCUCUCUCUCCAACUCUGUCACAACCUACGAGACUUGUCAGACCUACGAACGUCCCAUCGCUUUCACCUCCCGCUCCAAGAGGCUCUGGAUACAGUUCAGGUCCAACGAGGGAAACAGUGGGAAAGGCUUCCAAGUCCCAUAUGUGACAUAUGACGAGGACUACCAGGAGCUAAUAGAAGACAUAGUCAGAGAUGGAAGAUUAUACGCUUCAGAGAAUCACCAGGAAAUUCUCAAGGACAAGAAACUGAUGAGGGCGCUGUUCGAUGUGCUGGCUCACCCACAGAACUUCUUCAACUACACAGCACAAGAAUCAAGAGAAAUGUUCCCCAAAUCCUUCAUCCGCUUCCUCCGCUCCAAAGUCCUGAGAUUUCUUCGCCCAUAGGAUGGGCAGUUUCUGGAUAUUUCAUGAAAACCCAGAUUAGAUCCCGAAGAGAAAGCAAAUAAGUCAAGCAACUGGACUUUAAACUGGAGCUUUAAGAGGGAGAAAUGAGUGUAGACCCACAUGGGCAUCCUCAUAUGCUUGUUUGGAAAAUUGGAAACAUGUUUUAAUUAGCAAGAGUUGAAUUAUGACCAUCUCAGGAUUCCAUGCUGUACAUGCCAACGUUAUGAGACAUUUGCUAAUAGCAUCAUAAUGAAAAACAAACGCUGUAGCUGAACAGAUAUAUGCUGAAUGUCAGUGUGCUGUAUAUAGAGUGUGUAUCUAGUUUUAACAUAGGCUACGUUCACAGUUAGAGCUUCAUUGACAGAAACACUGCUACAUAUCAGAAACAAAUAUAGCACAAAUGUUUUCUUGGGAACAUUAGCACUACUGAAGAAGUAGUGGCACCACAAAAGCAAUUAUUCUGAUAAAUGUUUUGUAUAUGAUGUAAAAAGUUUUAGGUGAAAUGCUAAUGUAUUGUAGCAACUACGUACAUUUUUGACAGUAUAGCACCGCUGCAAUCGCUGGUGGCCGACGUAUUUGAUGUUCCAAGGUGUGAGUGAGUGCGACUACACCAGUACGCAUCAGUAUAUUUUGUACUGUUACCUAGCAACCAAAGACGACUGUUAAGAGUACAUGAAAAGAAAAGUCCUGUAAAAUAGAAUUGAGCUAUUCACCUGUCUUAGAUGACACAUGUAUGUAUAUUUUUAUGGUUUUGUACAUCUAAUAUGCUGUAAAUAAAGAUAGGAAACUUA